UAACUAAAUCGUUACUCUAAUACUGAAAAUGGUAUUUAUCGUGUAGUUCAUAUGAAACAAUUUUCGAAUGGCGUUUAAUUAUGCAAAUUUGGCUGAUAACAUGUUGCCAGUUUUUGGGAGCCUGCCAAAUGGCGUCAGUUUGCCAAAUCAUCCCAAUUUUAUUAAUCAAUUGGCUGCUGCCAUUACAUCCGGCACGGUUGGCGUGGCCGCGCCCACAGCACCAAAUAGUAGUGGCGCUGCGGCACAAACAACCAGCCCAACAAAUAACAAAACAAAAAGCAGCACAUUGAAGCAGCACAACGCACAGGGCAGUGCUCCUAUGGAUUUGGAAAAUGACAACGACGCGGAAAACACUGAUGCCAUGGCGGCUGUAAAAUCGGUGGAUAAAUUACCAGGCUCAGCUCUAUCGCUGCCUGAAGCCCAGCAACUCUAUUUGAAUGGUCUGAUGCACACACCGCCCGGCUACUUGUACUUUCCUACCGCACAGAAUGCUGCAGCUGCUGUAGCAGCGACUACGCCAAGCGGCACAACAUCUGCAUCAGCUAAUGCCUCGAAUCCUAAUGCCCAAAUGCUGCUCGAUCACUCCGCGAUGAUGGCGGCAAUGCAACAAAUGCAGCAUAACUAUGCAGCUGGCUAUGUGGCCGCAACAACAGUUGGUGGAAUGCCGUCUGAUGGGGCUGGACCGGGAAUGGAUGGUACUGUGGCAGCCGAUGGGACAAGCAAUUCUGCCGGCUUAAAAGAGGUGAUCAAGACCAAGAACUGCAUACUGUUUCCACCCAACCCAAACGCACCGCCACCUACUAUACGCGAACGUCCGCCGGGCUGUCGCACUGUGUUUGUGGGUGGCCUGCCAGAGAACAUUACAGAAGACGUUAUUCGAGAGAUAUUUGAGUCGUGUGGCGAGAUCACCACACUACGCAUGUCUAAGAAGAACUUUUGCCAUAUACGCUACCGACAUGAGGCAGCCAUAGAUCGUGCCAUUUAUUUGUCGGGCUACCGACUACGCAUCUCCAACCAAAAUGAGCCCCCGAAUUUCGGGCGUCUGCAUGUGGACUACGCUCAGGCGCGGGAUGAUCAAUACGACUACGAAUGUAAGCAGCGUCAAUUACAGAGGGAGCAGCGUCAUCGAGAACGCAUGUCGCUGGAUCGCAUGCGUUCACAAUCGCCGCCCCCAAUACCACAUUAUACGGAUCAUGAGGCUACCGCAGUGGCAGAGCAUCUGCGCAAUAACGAAACGUUUGUGAAGGCCAUACAAACUAUUACCGCCUGGCUGGAACGUGGCGACUGCACCAAGCGCAAUGCAAACGUCUUUUACUCCAUGAUCCAAAGCACACAUGCGCAUGUGCGGCGGCUGCAUACGGAUAAGCAGCAGCUCGAGGAGGAUCUGCGUAAAGCGCGUGAAUGUUAUCGCAAACAAAUGGGCACCAUGUCAACACAAUUCACUCAGAUUGAAAAAGUGUUCAAUGCCGCUAGUCACAAGAAGGUUUGGGACCAUUUCACGAAAGCCCAAAGAAAAAACAUCGACCAAUGGAAGAAAUUAGCAACGGAACUGCGCACAGUCCACAUCGACGAUGAUGAAAUGGAAAUCUCAGAUGACGAGCGCGACUACGAGAGGCGCAGCAAACGUACUCGCUACGAUAGCGAUGGACUAAAGGAUGAGAAUGACUCACUACGUUGUCAAUUAGAGGCCAUUCGUAAUGAGAUGUCUGUGGAGCGCAGCGACUGUGUGCAGCGCGAAAAGCAAAUCAAGGUGUUACAAGAAACAAUACGUAACAUGCAAACACAGCUGUUGCAAACGAAGUUGCGCGAGCAAAAAGACUGCAAAACCAUUGAGCAGCUGGAAAGGAAUCUCAAGGAGGCAGGCGUAAAGCAGCUGCUACUUAAGACAAAAAUAAAGGAGACUGCGGAUAAGCUAAAAGACAGGGAAGCAUAUAGCACCAGUGCUUCGGUUGCUUCAAAUCCCGAAUACAGCAGCGGUGAUUCGUGCAGUAGAAAUGCGGAUGAUCUCAGAGCAGCUGCAAAGAAAGAAAAUGCCAUAGAAUUAGAAAUAAUAGAUAUUGAUAAAGUGGACGAUGAUGUACGCAUUAUCGAGCAUCAAAGCGGUGUUGUCGAAAUUCAUGAGAUCGAGGACGAUGAGAAACUGGAGGCAGCUUCUGAGCCAAUAAAAACUACUGAUGAAGCCAAUCGAUUGCCCAAAACAGAUGAAAGUCUAAAGUCUGAUAAAGUGGAAACCGUAGUGCAAGAAAACAUCGAACCAUUGCCUACUCCAAAGAGUGAGUUAAUGUCGCUGGCACUUUUUGAAGCUAAGAUAAUAGCGUUGACUUCCGCUUAUUUGGUACUGCAUCCCCAUGGCGUGGACAUCGACAGCAUUUCCAGCUAUUUACGUGGAAUGUUGCUCAAGUCCCUUGAAUUAAAGAGCAACGAUGACCUACUAAAUAUACUCACAAGAUAUACAAAUCUUUUCAAGUCUGAACAGUCGAAGUGGAAGUUCUGUGGUUUCUCCGACGAACCUACGGAUGCCAGCGCAACCACGGCGCAGUAAAUCACAGGCGUUAACAAAAACAAUUAAGGCUUUAACUAAGUUACGACUAUUGUAUGCGUAGAAGUAAGGAAUGAGCGCCAAUGACAUGUUAACCAAAAACGUGAUUGUUGUAAUCACAAAAAUGAGACCAGUUUUCUAAACGUAGGAACUUGUAAUUAAUUUAAGCUACACUAACGACAACAAUUAU
Messenger RNA from Drosophila navojoa, 2729 nucleotides. RefSeq lists its product as uncharacterized. Gene Ontology annotation, molecular function: oxidoreductase activity; RNA binding. Gene Ontology annotation, cellular component: external side of plasma membrane; plasma membrane. The record is from RefSeq and is a predicted model, not a curated record. Lineage: Eukaryota; Metazoa; Arthropoda; Insecta; Diptera; Drosophilidae. Gene Ontology annotation, biological process: ultradian rhythm.